Messenger RNA from Strongyloides ratti, 1740 nucleotides. Its product is annotated as Glycerate kinase. Bases 1 to 1740 code for a protein of 579 amino acids. The record is from RefSeq and is a predicted model, not a curated record. Gene Ontology annotation, biological process: protein phosphorylation. The transcript has 3 exons. Gene Ontology annotation, molecular function: glycerate kinase activity. NCBI's taxonomy places the organism in Eukaryota, Metazoa, Nematoda, Chromadorea, Rhabditida, Strongyloididae. Gene Ontology annotation, cellular component: cytoplasm.
AUGGCAAUAAGAAAAAGAGUUAAUCAUGAAUAUUUUGACAAUAAAUAUGAAGAGAAUGAUACAAAAAAUGGCAUAACAGACACCAAUAAAUAUGCUACAGAAAAAAUUCCAACAAUAAAAAAAGAAAAUAUGAAGAUAAAUACUCCUUUCUUUAUUUACAACAUAAUUUUUUAUUUUAUCAUUAGUAUAAUUCCAAUAUUGGUAUUAAUUUAUUUUAUAUUAACAUCAUAUUUUGUUAAUCAAAAUGAAAACUUUUACCUAAAGCAAAUAAUUAAAUUAUCUUUAAAUGAAAUGAAUCCUAAACAUUUGGUAAUAAAAAGUAUUCGUGAUAAUAUGGAUAAUAUUAUAAAUGAAAAUGAUAUUUAUAAACAAAAUAUACAUGUUAUUGCUUUCGGUAAAGCAGCCGUACCAAUGAUUUUAGGUAUUGAGAGUGAAUUAAGUAAAUAUAUAUCAUCUUCAAUUGCUUCAAUACCUUAUGAUAUUAUUAUUCCAAAAGUUGCAAAUUUAAAAACUACUUUUUAUCUUGGAGCAAAAAAUAAUUUACCUGAUAAAAAUUCACUUGAAACAACAAAAAAAAUUUAUGAAUUUAUUAAUAAUAUACCAGAAAAUGAUACUGUUAUAAUUUUAAUAAGUGGUGGUGGAUCAGCUUUAUUGAUAUCACCUAUACCUGGAGUAACAUUAGAAGAAAAGUAUAAUAUAACAAAAUUAGUAUCUUCUUAUGGUGCAAAUAUUCGUGAACUUAAUAUUAUAAGACAAUCUUUAAGUACAUUAAAAGGUGGACAAUUGGGAGAAAAAUUAUAUCCAAGAAAAGUAAUUUCUUUAAUAUUAAGUGAUAUUGUUGGUGAUCCUAUUCAAUAUAUUGCAAGUGGACCAACAUAUAUUAGUGAUAAUACAAAUGGAAAAAGUCGAAGAAUUAAUAGAUAUGAAGAAUCUAUUAAUGUUUUAAAAAAACUUAAUCUUUUUUCAUAUAUAUCACCUCAUAUAUUAAAGGCAAUGAAAUCAUAUGCAUAUGAUAAAGAUAAUCUAGAAAAUAAAACUGUUUAUAAUGAUAAAAGAAUUAAAAAUAUUAUAAUUGGUAAUAAUAUGAAGGGUUUAAAGAUUUUACGUGACAAGUUACUUUCAUCAUCAAGUGAUUUAUCAAUUGAUGAAGCAAUAAUUGUUACAGAUUCAUUGGAAAAAGAUGUUAGUAUAUUGGGAGAAAAUUAUUGUAAAAUUAUUAAAAAUUUUAUUAUUAAUGAUGUUAUUGAUUUAUCUUUAAUUACCUCAAAAUCAACAACUUUUAAGAUGAAAUUAAAUCAAAAAAAAAUAGCAUUUUUAUUUGGAGGAGAAUGGGUAAUUAAAUUAAAUAAAAACAAUAAAAAUGGUAUUGGUGGUCGUAAUCAAAAUUUAGUAUUAGAAGUUUUAAGUAAUUUAAUUAAAGAAAUACAUGAUAGUAAAAUGUUUAUUAAAAGAAAUUUUAGAUUUAUAUCAUUUAAUACAGAUGGCUUUGAUGGUCCAACAACUGCAGCAGGAGCUAUGGUAAAUUAUCAGGAUUUAAUACAUUUUUUAUCACAAAAAGAUGAUAAAAAUAGAAUUUUAGAUGAUGAUAUGACGAUAAAUAAUAUAUCUGACUAUAUCAUUACUAAAAAUUCAUUUGAAUUUUGGGCUAAAUAUAAAAAUGGAAGAAAUCAUAUUUUGACUGGAAGAAGUAAUACAAAUUUUAUGGAUAUAUCUAUACUCAUUUUAGAAAGAAAAAAUUAA